Molecule: messenger RNA, 801 nt
Organism: Hylaeus anthracinus
Lineage: Eukaryota; Metazoa; Arthropoda; Insecta; Hymenoptera; Colletidae
Product: lectizyme-like
Exons: 3
Coding region: 1-786 (261 amino acids)
Biological process (GO): proteolysis
Molecular function (GO): serine-type endopeptidase activity
Source: RefSeq, a predicted model, not a curated record
AUGGCGAUGUUGGCGCGAAGGCCAACGAGGAUAGUCGGGGGAAAGGAUGCGGAGAAAGGACUACAUCCUUGGCAAAUCUCGGUGCACUGGGGUAAUCAAGCGCGGAAAAUUCGACAGAGACACGUUUGUGGUGGCAGUUUGCUGUCAGCUGGGUGGGUGCUCACAGCUGGACAUUGCAAAACCUUAGCACCACCGGGAGAGUUCAUGGCCCUAGCUGGAAAAUACAAGCUUAGGGAUCCCGAGGACACCGAGCAAAGUAGAAUGGUAGCCAAAGUCUUCGUCCACCCAAAUUAUGACGGAACUGUGGCGCCGUACGACAUAGCGCUGAUGAUGUUAGAACAGCCGUUCGAUUUGAAUCCCUUCGUCUCCACGGUGUCGUUGCCGUAUCCUGAUUCCCUACCCACGGGAGAUGUCAUGUUGACUGGCUGGGGCAGCAUCGGAAGAACGCGUAAGCCAGAAGCCCCGGAAGUUCUUCAGGCAGCCACGUUACCAGUCAUUGAUUACGAUUUAUGCAAACUCACACUUGACAAGAGCUUGAAACGGAAAGAUAAGAAUCCUCUUCAUGAAACGAAUAUCUGCACGGGACCUUUAGACGGUAGCUUAUCGGCUUGCAAGGGUGAUUCUGGAGGACCCCUAGUCAGGAAGAACGCCUUUAAUGAAGUAGAAGUGGUGGGAAUCGUUUCUUGGGGUUUGUUCCCCUGCGGCGGAAAGAACGCACCCUCUGUAUACACCAGAGUAUCCGCCUUCAUCACAUGGAUCGUCGUGAUUAUGUUAAAUCAUUCUUAAGUAACUACCACAAGA